CUCUUAGCGCGCUCGUGAACUGCACAGCUGGUCGCGCGCUCCUGCCAGUGUCUCGCGCUUCUUCAUUCACACACUGAACUCGGCGCGAGCAGAGAGCAGCGAGGAGGCGGGAGUCGCUCAAUCUCCCUCAUUGAGGAGAAGAGUUUACUAAAGGAGCAGUUUAAACUAGCUCUCAUCCGGUGUGGAGAAGAUUUUACAGUUUCUGUCGGGUUUCGUUAGACUUAAACCGAGAGCUGCCUCCGAAACUUAACGGAGUCGCACAGUUUUGCUCGCGUCCGUUUCUUUUCAGUCAGUUUUUAGCUCGUUGGAGUUUUUGCCGCUGUCUUCAGUUUUACUAGAUUUUAUUCAGAGGCUGACAGAUUUACUGUUCCUGUCGCGUUUGUUCACUUAGCGGAGUAUUUUUUGCCGGGUCGGCUAUUUUAGUGGAUCUAAUCUGUGUGAUGUUUACUGUGUGGAAACUUAAACUUGUCACGUGGCUUUUUCAGUUUUGAGUGAUCUUAUUAUCCGUGGAUUUUCACAGGUGAAUAACUCUGAACAGCUGUUCCCCAUCAGUUUUCCCUCUUCAAUGGUUUGACUAGGAGAUCCUCCACGGACAGUAGUCGUUUUAAAACUUAUACUUUCUGAGUGUUUCCAUUUGCAAACAUGGAUAAAUACGACGAUUUGGGACUUGAGGCGAGUAAAUUCAUCGAGGACUUGAACAUGUAUGAAGCAUCGAAGGAUGGCUUAUUUCGCGUGAAGAGAGAUGCAGGAAACAACCCGGAUUUUGAAGAAACGAGGAGAGUUUUUGCCUCAAAAAUGACCAAAAUACACAUGCAAAAGCAGCAAGAGGAGAUGGCAAGAAGCGAAAGUUUGCCAGCAAGGAUCAAUGGAAGUAAUUCAAAAGUGUCAGAUAACACAUUUAACACCAAAGACAGACCACCCAUCAAUAGUUAUAGACAGGGGGGUGAAGCAGCAGCCAAACCACCCAUCAUGUCUGGACCAAUGGUUGGCACCGCCAAUGUGACUCAAUACAUAUCUUAUGAAGGACAAAAACAUCAUUCAGCCGGCUUACACGAAGGAUCCAGCAGCAGGGGUUAUGACAGUAAGGAGACUGGAAAUGCUGUUAACCCGGUACCAGUGCCAGCCCGGGCAUCACCCUCAACCAGCCCCCCUGGCACAUGGGCGUCAAGAAGCGGUUACCCCUCUCAGGUGCCAUCAUCUCCUUUCUCGAACAGUUCUAGCUCACAUGGAGCUCAUUCUCCAGUGUCCCAGGGCUUCUCUCAAACCUUUGCCCCAUCAGGGAAGUCUCCCUCACAGUCACCCACAGGAACAUAUAGGGAUUCAUAUCACCAGGCUCUUCAAGUUAGCCCUGGCCAACCCAUCUCUGCCCAGUGGUCUGCCAGUGGACCAACAUACCAGAACGGGGCAGCUCAUAACAUUGGCACCCCCUCCCUUACCCAGGUGACCCCACCUCCACUGUCCCAUGGAGGGAAGCAAGGUGAGCCACUUCAACCCAGUAACCCAACAACGGCUGUUUCCACACCGGCGGCCCCUGUUGAGUCGUCCCGUGAUGAGUCUUCCAGCCCUUCUCGGGCACUCAAACUGCCAUGCCAGACCCUCCAAGUACAGACAGAUCAGGGGCCAUCUGCGGCUGAAAUAAAAUUAGAAGCUCUAACUGAACGGCUGGAAAAGGAGAUGGACGUCCAGCCAAAGGCUGAGUACUUUGGAAGUUGUGUGAAGUGCAACAAGGCUGUUUAUGGAGCCAGUCAGGCGUGUCAGGCCAUGGGCAGCCUGUACCAUGACAGCUGCUUCACCUGUAGCGCGUGCAGUCGAAAGCUCCGGGGAAAAGCCUUUUACUACGUCUGUGGGAAAGUCUUUUGUGAAGAGGACUUCCUGUACUCUGGGUUCCAGCAGUCUGCCGACAAAUGCAACGUGUGUGGUCAUUUAAUCAUGGACAUGAUCCUGCAGGCGCUGGGAAAGUCUUACCACCCAGGCUGCUUCCGCUGUGCCAUCUGUAAUGAGAGUUUGGACGGAGUGCCUUUCACUGUGGACACAGAGAAUAAGAUCUACUGUGUGAAGGACUACCACAGAGUUCUAGCACCUAAAUGUGCAGCAUGUAAUCAGCCGAUCCUGCCCUCUGAGGGAUCGGAUGAAACCAUUCGAGUGGUCUCCAUGGACAAGGACUACCACGUGGAGUGCUAUCACUGUGAGGACUGUCACAUGGAGUUGAAUGACGAGGAGGGUCACCGCUGCUAUCCUCUGGACGGACACCUGCUCUGUCACGCAUGUCACCUCAAACACAUCGACCCUGCCGCCCCUCUGUCUGCAGCAAACAGCUACCACAGUCAGUUUUAAGGAUCUGCCACCCCCUUGUGGGAGUUCAGAGACAUCAUCGUCAUCAUUUGCCAAAGACGCUCAGCUAUUGCAUUGCCAAAAAUCACAGCUGAGAUUGAGAUUACAGAAAGUAAUUUAGCCUUGCUUGUAUAAUACAAAUGCUGUAAACAAUGAGCCACUGACUUAUGCAGACUGCUACAGAUUUUUGUAAAUAGGGCAACCAUUACAUAUAUUACAAAACUUUGCAAACCUUUUUCUGAAUUUCUUCAAAGGCAUCCAAUAGUAUAUAAACAUUAAUUUAAGUCUUUUUUAAAAGGUGUGCUCAGUAAUUGUUUUUAUUCUCUUGUGCUGGCUGAUAUUCUUGAAGUUAUACUAAUACCAAGCAAAGUAGACGCUGCAUCAUAAAAAAGCUAUUUUUUUUGUUUACUGAUGCCGUUGUGAACAUUAUUUCAAAAGCUUAUUUGGAUGCUUGUGUAAGCGCAUCAAGCAUAAACCAACCAAUGCAGCCUCACUUGAAUUUUUAUUUAAUAAAAAUUACACUUUUCUAUAUCUAUUAUUCUGAAUACCUUUGAAAUUAUUUUUAUCAGAUCGCUGCACAGAAUUCAGCAGUACACCACAACUGUUAAACUUGGCAGGUCAAACCCACACCUUAACUGAUUGUAACGCUUGACACCAAUUACUCUCAAUUCGAAACCUUUAUAUCAGAUAUAGAGUCUGACAUGGUUUUUUUCUGUUAAUGAUGAUUGUUUGUACAUUUUGUUGACUGAAGAUUUGCCACAAUAGAAUGUUGGGUUGGUUGCCAAGUUUGGUGAAUCAGAUCACAAAAGCUAUUGUUGCAUCUUGCAGAAAUUCAGAUAAUUUAAAUGGGUUUCCAAACUUGUUUCACAAAACACCAGAUUAAGAUGAAAUGAUCUUGAGGCCAAAAGUAACUGCAGCGUAGCUCAACUGCAUAUUUAUAAAUAACCAUGGGAAAGCCUUAGUAAAUCAUUUAUAUGCCUGUUGUUUCUGUCAUUUUCUUGAGUUGAGCGGUUGAUUGUGUUCACUGCCUCGUGUUCUCAGUGUUACUUAUUUAUCCAUCUGCUCCUAUUAAAACAUAGGAUGUGAUGUGUUAUGCCUAUUGAUUUUGAAAAAAUAAAAGAUUUUAUCAUGA
Molecule: messenger RNA, 3463 nt
Organism: Ctenopharyngodon idella (grass carp)
Lineage: Eukaryota; Metazoa; Chordata; Actinopteri; Cypriniformes; Xenocyprididae
Gene: limd1a
Product: LIM domains containing 1a
Exons: 8
Coding region: 643-2334 (563 amino acids)
Biological process (GO): response to hypoxia; regulation of DNA-templated transcription; positive regulation of miRNA-mediated gene silencing
Cellular component (GO): nucleus; transcription regulator complex; adherens junction
Molecular function (GO): transcription corepressor activity
Source: RefSeq, a predicted model, not a curated record